CAGUCGUUCAUUUACGCACAACCUCCAUAACGCGACCUCGAUGCUAUCAUAACGAAUCUCCAUCUCUUCUACACUUUCUUCUCUAUACGCAAGCCGGCUUUCGGCAUCUUGGCCACGGUUUUCAUCACUUCGCGUCUCCUUUGUCUCUCUUCUAUUUCCUUACCUCUUUUUUGAAAUCUCUCAACCAAUGCGCACCUGAUAAAACAACAACUACACUCCGACAAAACAUCUUCACCAAUCAACCAACAAAUAUCAUACGUGGCUACACUUGUCGUCUCUCCUCUUUUCUUUGUCUUUACGGCUUGUACAUUUCGGUCAUCUGUUAUUCGAUUCUUUAACUGCCUUUCAGAGCAGUCUUCUUUCUCGUCUUUUCUCCUUGACUUCGCCUGAUCGCAACCUUGCGUAUAGAAACGUCGAACGCUUCUUUUACAUCAAGGCUGCCUAUUGAUUCACGAUAAAAGAGAAAGGCAUAUAUCGGUUUUUACAUAUCUUGUCACCAAACAAAACGCCUGUAUAAAUAAGUUUUGCUUGUCUUGUUUCGUCUCUUUUUCACUUUUGUUUUCCUCUCAACUUCCCUUUAUCUUAUAUUUUAUUUUAUUUUUCCCAUCUCAACUUCGUCAGCAUGGAAUGCUUGAGGAACAAGUUCACUGGUGGCCUCCUCCUUGAUGGGGGUCGCUACCAGACCAUCUCACCACUCAACCACGGCUCUUUCGGCAUGGUCUUCAUGGCUCAGGAUCUCGUGUCCAACCAGGUUGUCGCCAUCAAGUGCCUGACCAAGAAGUCUGCCCCUUGCGACAUCGGUCUCGAACUCGCCGUUGACGACCGAUCUGAGGAGUAUGCCUUGCACAACGGCCUCGGAUCGCACCCCAACAUCGUCAACCUUCUCGAUACGUUUGAGACUGAUGCUCACAUCUUCUUGGUCAUGGAGUUUUGCUCUCAGGGUGACCUCUACGAGGCCAUCCGAAACGGUCAUGGACCUCUCGAGACCGAGCACGUUCGUCAGUUUAUGCUCGAGCUGGUCGACGCUGUCGCGUUUAUCCACUCUAAGGGAGUCUAUCACCGUGACAUCAAGCCUGAGAACAUCUUCCUCACUCAAGAUGGUGCCAUGAAGCUUGGUGACUUUGGCCUUGCGACUACCGACAAGUGGUCUUACGAGACCACCGUUGGCAGUGACAGGUACAUGGCCCCUGAGCAGUUCGACUCCGCCGGUGCUGGAUACUCGCCCGCCGAGGCCGACAUCUGGGCCAUUGGUAUCUGCCUCCUCAACAUUCUCUUCUCUCGGAACCCAUUCACCACCCCCACCGAGGCUGACCCCCUGUUCCUCGACUUCUCUCGUGACAAGCAGAGCCUGUUUGAUGUCUUCCCUAGCAUGUCCCAGGACACCUACGAGGUCAUUGUGCAGUGCAUGAACAUGGAUCCCAGGAAGCGUUCCCUUGAGGGUGCCCGGGAUGCCCUUCUUCGCGUUGUGAGCUUUACGACGGAGGACGAGAGCCUCGAUGACUUUUGCGGAGCCGAGAACCCAACUGUGGCAUCCGCUCAUCGUGAGCCUCUCCGAACCCCGUCGAUCCAAACCCCACACGUUGAUGGAGGCGCAUUCCCGUGGACCAAGGCGCUUAAUGAGACCCCUGCUCGUCGCCAGCUCAGCGCCAUUCCCGACGACGAGAGCUACAGUGAAGACCUCUUCUCCAAGUCUGGUGAGACGAACGACUGGUGCUCUGCCUACGUUCAGACCCCCUCCUCUUCCAUCCUGGAUACUCGCGUCAUUGAGGCUCGGAUGAGGGCGUUCAACAUUACUCGCCCUCCCCAGCCCAAGCCCAAGGUUUCUCCCGCUGCUGGAUCUCUGCCCAUUGCCAUGGGCAAGCCGUUCCCUUCCAUGGCUGCCGUCUUCGGCAUGCAGAAGGAGACGGUUUCCAAGAGCUGGAGCGACAUGUGGGACGAGGACGAGGAAGAGGAGCAGAUGGAGCAGCAGCGGGUCAACGCUCUCCAGGAGCUCAACUCGCGCACCUGGAGCCACGAGAGCACCAACGAACACUCGGUGCCAAAGACUGAGCCCGCUCCGGCGGCUCACGACAUCAAGGGUGAUGUGGAUGAUGACUUGGUUGCAGAUGGUUUCUUUUUUCACGAGGCCGCGCCACCCACCAAGCACCACGCCUUUACUAUCACGCCGCGCUACUCGCCCCCGUCUAAGCGCGGCAACAUUGACAAGUGGGCGGCGCUUGGUGAGCGUCGUAGGGGCCAGAAUAUCAGCAUGGAGCCGGAGAAAAGUCCCGGUUGGAAGCAGCGUCGUCAUUUUGGGCUUGGAUACAGCAACAACAACAAUAACAAUCACAAAUCUUAUGAAGCGGGCGUUUGGGAUCAUUUUUCUACUUCUCACAAUAACAAUACUUUUAACAACCAUUAUGGAAAGGGCUGGAGCAAGGAUCGCCUCAAGGAAAAUUCUUGGAAUAAGGCCAAAGAUUGGAACUGGCGCAGGGACAGGCGCACCGAUCUGGGAGAUGUUGAGUGGGUUGGUGGUUGGUAAGGGGGCUCCCUUCCCCCUUUUUUUUGGUCGGGGCUUUCUCAACCACCAAUCGUGGUUAUCGCCGCCAUCGUUUAUUUGCUGGCAGGAAAACACAAAAUGGGAGCAGUUUACUUAGAGCGCUUGGAACCAGGAUCAUGGAGAAUGCACAAAAACGGGGUUUGCCGUCUCUGCAUCGAGCCCCCUCUUCUUUUGGUAGGGGGUUCUGCAUUGUAGACGGGGAUUUUCAGAUUUGGAUCCCCAUGGUUUUUCUUGUUAAAAACAACUUUUUUGGUUAGAGUACUUUGAGGGCACUGCUGCUAUUGGCUUUUUGUGCCGGGGACGAUGUAGGCUUUGACUCGCUUUCUGCGUAUCAAUUAUUUAACAUAAUAAAACAUACCAGAGGUUACCCACUCAAUUUAUAAGUUUCUCGUGUGCAACUGUGAUGUUUUGGUUUUUGUAGAUUUGAGGAUUGGGUUGGGGAGCAUUCCAGCUUACGUCAGUUGGGACAUGAUGUUUGUUUGUUUACAUUGAAAGUACAUGUGGUUCACAUUGAGGACAUGUGGAUGACUAUGUAUUGACUUGAGCUGAUAUUUUCAUCAUGUAAGUACUUUGGGCUCAAAGGUGUUGCCUUAGGCGUUUACAGUAAGUGAAACAAUAUACCAGAUGGAAGU
Molecule: messenger RNA, 3171 nt
Organism: Trichoderma virens Gv29-8
Lineage: Eukaryota; Fungi; Ascomycota; Sordariomycetes; Hypocreales; Hypocreaceae
Gene: TPK2
Product: serine/threonine protein kinase, AGC family
Exons: 1
Coding region: 623-2521 (632 amino acids)
Biological process (GO): autophagy; peptidyl-serine phosphorylation
Cellular component (GO): cytoplasm
Molecular function (GO): protein serine/threonine kinase activity; ATP binding
Source: RefSeq, a predicted model, not a curated record